Molecule: messenger RNA, 1032 nt
Organism: Hevea brasiliensis (rubber tree)
Lineage: Eukaryota; Viridiplantae; Streptophyta; Magnoliopsida; Malpighiales; Euphorbiaceae
Product: zingipain-2
Exons: 2
Coding region: 1-1032 (343 amino acids)
Cellular component (GO): lysosome
Molecular function (GO): cysteine-type endopeptidase activity
Source: RefSeq, a predicted model, not a curated record
AUGGAGACAUCCAUAAUGUUAAAGAAUGCUAGCUUCAUUCUUACAACUCUCUGUAUUUUAUGGAUACCUGCAUUGGCCUCAGAAAUCCAUCAUCAGCCAAAAUAUAACUCCAAUGCCAUGAGGAGGAGGUAUAAUAAAUGGAUGGCAAAACAUGGCAUAAAAUACAAGAGCAGAGAAGAAUAUUUAUUGCGGUUUGGAAUAUACAUGUCCAAUGUUCAGUUCAUCGACUACUUUAAUUCUCGGAACUUAUCAUAUAAGCUCACUGAUAACCAAUUCGCAGACAUGGGCAAUGAUGAGUUUAAAUCUAUCUACUUAGGUUAUACUACUGAUGGAAGAAAGAAGCCCAAUCUCAAGUACCUUAAUUACACAGAUUUGCCAACUGCAGUAGAUUGGAGAAAGAAAGGAGCUGUAACCCCAAUUAAGGAUCAAGGCAAAUGUGGAAGUUGUUGGGCAUUCUCUGCAGUGGCAGCUAUAGAAGGCAUUAACAAAAUUAAGACAGGAAAACUAGUAUCUCUAUCAGAACAAGAACUUGUAGACUGUGAUGUUGACAAGGAUAACCAGGGCUGUAGUGGUGGAUACAUGGAAAAAGCAUUUGCAUUCGUCAACAAGAUUGGGGGACUCACCACUGAAAAUAAUUAUCCUUACAAUGGGAAAGAUAACCCCUGUGAAAAAGAAAAAAUCAAAGAUUAUGCAGUGACAAUUAGUGGCUACAAAACAGUACCUGCCAAUAGUGAGAAAAGCCUACAAGCUGCAGUUGGCAAUCAACCUGUAUCUGUUGCAAUUGAUGCAGCUGGUUAUGAAUUUCAACUUUACUCCGGAGGUAUCUUCAGCGGCUUCUGUGGUGUCAUACUCAACCAUGGAGUCACAGCAGUUGGCUAUGGCGAAAUUGGUGAUGAAAAAUACUGGCUUGUGAAAAAUUCAUGGGGCAAAGACUGGGGUGAGGAUGGCUACAUAAGGAUGAAGCGUGAUUCUGGUAAUGAGAAAGGUAUCUGUGGCAUUGCCAUGGAAGCUAGCUACCCCAUCAAGAAUUGA